AUGCGAUACUACCCCAACGGCCUCGACGACGGCUGCGCCGACUCCAUCUCCCUCUUCGUCGACGUCGCCGGCGGCGGCGGCUGCGGCCGGAGCGGCAUCGCCGGCCAUGCCCGGUUCAGCGUGCUCGACCACGCCGGCUCGCCGGCGCGCCGCACCGACGACGCCUCGUCGGAGGUGGUGGAUUUCAGGACGCACUUCUCCGGCCAGAGGAGCCUCAUCACGAGGGACGAGCUCGAGAGGUCGCCGGACAUCCUCAGGGACGACCGCUUCGCCGCUCUCGCCGCCGGCGCCGACGCUGGCGUCGUCGUGCCGCCGUCCGACCUGCACCGGCACCUCGCUGAGCUCCUCUGGAGCAAGGAAGGCGCCGACGUCGUCAUCGAGCUAGACGGCGGCGACGGCGAGACGACGACGUUCCACGCGCACCGGUGGGUGCUCGCGGCGAGGUCACCCGUACUCAAGGCCAAGCUCUCCGCCUCGCCGUCGUCGCCGGCGACGCUGCGGCUCGCCGCCAUGGACGCCGACGCGUUCAGGGCGCUGCUCCACUUCAUCUACACCGACACGCUGCCCGACGACGACGACGAUGACGACGCCAUGGCGCGGCGGCUGCUCGCCGCGGCGGACGCGUACGGGAUGGAGAGGCUGAGGCUGAUCUGCGAGGACAGGCUGCGCCGCCGCGUCGCCAUGGGCAACGUCGCCGUGACGCUGGCGCUGGCGGAGCAGCACCAUUGCCGCGCGCUCAAGGAGGCUUGCGUCGAGUUCUUGUCUUCUCCGGGCAACCUCAAGGCGGCCAUGGCUACCGAUGGCUUCGAGCAUCUGAAGGCAACAUGUCCUUCAGUUUUGACUGAACUCGUCAUGAAACAAUUAGUUUAGCUAGAUUUUUAAUUAGUGGGUAUUAAGUCAAACUAGUUUCUGCAAAAUUGGUCAUUAGUGUUAGUGUCAAAGUAAUCUCACCGAGUCAUUGUGUUUAUUAUAGAAAAUGCAUGGCCGAGUUUUCUUUCUCAUAUGUAAUCUCUGUCAAUCCAAAUUAAAUUCUUUCCCAGGUCGUCAAAAGUUUUCUAAUUGAUAUUUUUGUUUGGUCGAGUUUAGU
Messenger RNA from Oryza sativa Japonica Group (Japanese rice), 1087 nucleotides. RefSeq names its product BTB/POZ and MATH domain-containing protein 1-like. Gene Ontology annotation, molecular function: protein binding. Gene Ontology annotation, biological process: protein ubiquitination. NCBI's taxonomy places the organism in Eukaryota, Viridiplantae, Streptophyta, Magnoliopsida, Poales, Poaceae. The record is from RefSeq and is a predicted model, not a curated record.